CACCUGAAACUGAAACUGAAACUAUUGAAGCGCAAUGUUUUUAUUCAUUGCCGUCCUGUUUGUGAAUUCCUGUCUAGCUGGCCCCUUACCAGCUACACCGGAAAACAUUACCGUUACGUUUCUAACGCCCACCGCGGUGCGUGUUUCGUGGCAAACGCAGAUCGAUCUGAGGGCGCAUCCCAUUGACAAAUAUAUUGUUACCUAUAAGCCCACAGAUGACAGUUACAGGGUUGUACAGGACGUUGCCGGUAGCAGCGAGGCCAUUGUCCUGGACCGUCUGUUACCCAGCACACAGUAUUCUCUAGCCGUCACCGCCAUCUGGAUGGGUAAGAAAUAUCGCAGUCAGGGCCAGAUCAAGUUUCGUACAAUGGAUCUGCCAAAGAACACAUCACAGCAGGAUUUUCCGCCGGGCAUCUAUGGCAAUGGGCGCAAUGGCUCCGCUGGCAAUGGCAGCUCGUUUGGUGACGAUGUCACCUCCACGGCGACCAAUACACUCACCCACAGCACCACCCGAGAACUGCCAACGAUACGCGGCGUAGAGAUUGGCAUUGUGCUCAUUGUGCUGAUGGUGUGGGCGGGGGCCAUAGCGCUAUUCUUCAAUCGGUGGGGCAAGAUUCGAAUGCUGCUGCCCUAUCAGCCGGAUUAUAAGCACGAGCAGCUUAAGGUGCCGGGAACAGGAGUGUGCACAGCCAGUGGCUGUAAUGGCCAACAUUCGCAUCAGAACCUACACCCCGAUUUCUUUGUCAAGUUCGACAGCAGUGAUUGUGGCAGCACCUUUGCUCACCCACCGUUGCACUGCAAUAGCCGCCACAUCCACAUGCUCGCCGAGGAGCAUUCCACAUCGAUAUCGGAGCGUUGCACGCGCAGUCGCAUCAACUCGGCCAUAUUCGUAUCAUCCGAGGGUCGCGGAUUCGAUUCCAUUGAGUUCCUGCGCCGUCACGGCUCACAGAGUGUCCUUUGCCGCAAGGCCAAGAGUGCCGAGAAUAUUACCGAGAAUGGACGCAGGAAGAGCCUGCGGCCUUGGCGCACCGAUGAUGACUCCGUCCAAGAACAGCAUCAGCAGCAAAACUCCUCCCAGGACAUUGAGCUAAAGGAGUGUGGCAUGAACGCUGGUGAGCUACGCACGCUGCCCGUGCUCCACGACGCCAAGCAUUCGCCAACAGCUGUGACCAGUUUGCUGGCGCGCUCCUCUGCUAUUACCACGGCCAAUGUCAUUGUGGGCAGCAUUUCAUUAGAAGCACCACCACCAUAUAUCCAGGACGAUGAUGCGCACUCCACAUCGGCGCUGAUCCACAGCGAUGUUUCGGCCAUAGUACACGACUCACAGGACUCGGCGGAGACGGUCGAGGAAAUGGUGAAUGUGCCAUUAUUGGGCAGUGCGACGGCCACAGCCUCCGUUUCGCUCACCUCCACGCCCAGCAUGGCCAUUGAGGCUAAGCCACGCGUGCUGGUGCAUCAACGCUCAUCGACGGCUUCAUCGUCGCCGCACAGCAGUCCCAAGAAUCUGGGCCUCGGUCUCAAGAUCAUCAAGCCGAAGAUCAGUGCCGUGCCAAUGGUGUCAGUGUCAGGUCCAUCGCCGCCGAUUGAAAAGCCACCAUUUGCUGAAUGCUUGUAACAAAUGGCAGCCGAAACAUUUAUCUAAGCGCGCUCACUCAAGGCAAACUGGACACCCAGACCCAAUCACAGAUCCAGCACCAGACCCACACACACACGCACACACCCACAAACAGCCAUAAUCAUCACAAACACUCUCAACGCAACCAUCCCUGACUCAUACGGAAAGGUGGUUAGAAGUAUGCCAGCUGCUCAAAUAAGUGUUUCGGUAGAGCUGGAGAGGAUGAGGACUCGACUCUCCAGGCAGUAGAACUAGAGCUAGAAGUAGAAAUAGGCAUAAGAAUAGGAAUAGGCUUAGUUAUUGAACCAAAAACAAAACAACAAAAAAGAUGAAGACGAAGAAGAAGAAGGUCAUCAGCAUGCAAAGAAAGCUUUGUAUAUUCAACAACGACUGAAGUAUACACAUAUAAGAACACAAAACCUAUAUAGAUCAUGUUUAUAAGGCGUUCUAAGUAGAUAUACAUAUAUAUUUACAACUGAUAAAUCAGCUUUAACGACAACAAGUAAACUAUCAGGCUUUAAUAUUAUGAUGAAUUUCUGGUUUAACCCUAGUCAUAGGCAGACUAAUAUCCUGUUGAAGAAGUUAUAUUGUUCCCCUAUACCAAUCUAUAUCUAUAUAGACAAUAUAUUAAUAGUUAUACUUAUAGCCAAACCUUGGGCACUCCAACACAUACACACACAUCUUUAUAUGGUAUAUACACCUCUAUAACUAUAUACAUAUUUUCACUAGUAGUCUAUUCACUGCACUCAUUGCAGGUAGUCCAGAAGGAAAACAACUUCAAAAUACUGUAGUUGCUUGUAGGCACCGAACAUUGAACAUCUAGUCAAAUUUGUUACUUAUACUAACUAUACAUAUACAUACUAUUAGCUAACAUAUCAAUUACCCACGACCAAAAACGAAACGAUUAAAACUGUAAACUAGUCUAUAAAUUAAAGUCCUACAAUGAUAUUGAUUGUAAUUAUUGUCAAGUAAGAAAGUGCCCAGGAUGAGUUCUAAGUGUUUUUAAAACUACUUGU
Molecule: messenger RNA, 2631 nt
Organism: Drosophila grimshawi
Lineage: Eukaryota; Metazoa; Arthropoda; Insecta; Diptera; Drosophilidae
Product: fibronectin type III domain-containing protein 5
Exons: 9
Coding region: 35-1615 (526 amino acids)
Molecular function (GO): protein binding
Source: RefSeq, a predicted model, not a curated record